Anolis carolinensis (green anole) is the source of this 1247-nucleotide messenger RNA. RefSeq names its product acyl-coenzyme A thioesterase 13. NCBI's taxonomy places the organism in Eukaryota, Metazoa, Chordata, Lepidosauria, Squamata, Anolidae. The transcript is spliced from 3 exons. The coding region runs from base 50 to 475 and encodes 141 amino acids. Gene Ontology annotation, molecular function: fatty acyl-CoA hydrolase activity. The record is from RefSeq and is a predicted model, not a curated record.
UUUCUCCGGGAACCGCAGUUACGCUUUUCUCCUGGACCUCUUCACUACCAUGAACCGCUCCACGCUCCAGUCCCUUCGCGAGGGGAUGAAGGCCGUCACGGAGGCGUCGGGUUUUGAUCGAGUGCUAAACAAGAUGACAGUUCUUUCUGCUGACUCUGGAAAAGUAGUCUGUGAAAUUGAGGUAGCAGAAGAGCACACAAACUGGGGAGAAAACAUGCAUGGAGGGUUGACGGCAACACUCAUUGAUGUUGUGUCGACAGCUGCUUUGCUGCACAGUGAACGAGGAGCACCUGGAGUCAGUGUGGACAUGAAUAUUACCUAUGUGUCGCCAGCCAAGAUUGGAGAUAAAAUCCUGAUCACUGCUGAGAUCCUGAAGCAAGGAAGAACUCUGGCCUUUACAACUGUGGAUUUAACAAACAAAGCAACUGGAAGAUUGAUAGCCCAAGGAAGGCAUACCAAAUAUCUAGGAUCCUGAUUGGACAAAGGGAGUGUCCAAUUAAAAGCUUGUAGUUUUGAUCCAGCAACACUGGGAAAAAUAGAUAAAUCACAGCAAGGUAUUUGCUAGAGGUGUAGGAAACAGAAGGAGACAUUCCUCCGUAUUUGGUGGACCUGUGAGACCAUACAGGCAUUUUGGGAUAAGGAAACUUAAGGAGACAAAUAAAAUGUUACAUAAUAAGAUUAAAAAGCACAGGGUUGUGUCUGUAGGUUUACAUAGAGAAAAUAAUAAUCAAAAGGGCCAAGAAAUAGAUCAAUAUAGCUUUGGCAUGGCAAGAUUAACCAUGGCCAAAGACCGGAAUGGGGAAAAAGGUUUAACUAAAAAAGAUUGGAGGGAAAGAAUGCGGGAAUAUAUGCUAAUGGCCAAACUAACCAAUAAUAGGAACAAAAGUAAUGAGGACUUUCUGGAAAAGUGGAAGUUAGCUGUGACAUAUCUGAGCGGAGAGUCAGUGACAUAGAAGAGUGCCAUUAGGAAUUUAGGAUUAGGCUAUGGACAAGGGUAGAUAAAUUGGCUUGUAGCCGCCCUGAGUCCCCUUGGGUGAGAAGGGCGGGGUAUAAAUAAUUGAAAUAAAAUAAAGGCUUCAUAGUGCUUCAGUAUCGGAAGUCAUGGUGAAGGGUGCAUGGGUCUGGGGAAGAGGUUUUAUUUUGUGUGGGAUUGGGGUUUUGGGUGCCCGUAUGGUCUGUAAUACAUGUGGUGUUUGAAUGUUAUAGUGAACUGUUAUAUUAAUAAAAAUUAAAUAUGUGGAAAAAGA